Messenger RNA from Triticum turgidum subsp. durum (durum wheat), 1137 nucleotides. The record is from the annotation of a GenBank genome assembly. NCBI's taxonomy places the organism in Eukaryota, Viridiplantae, Streptophyta, Magnoliopsida, Poales, Poaceae.
AUGGCGAUGGCGGCCUGCUCCGUCCGCCUCCUCGCCGCCGCCGCGCACCGCCGGGGCGCGGCCGCGUUCCUCCACUCGCCGCGGCGGCCCGUCGCGUGCUCCCUCUCGUUCCCGCGGGGCCACGGCGGCAUCCGCGGCCGCGCCGGCCUCUCCUCCAUCUCCCUCCCCUCCUCCGCCUCCUCCGCGCAGGGCCACGCGCCCUUCAACCUCCUCCCGCCGGACUCCGAGCCCUUCAUCCAGUGGGACGCCCUGCCUCCGCAGGACACCUCCGCGGGCGGCGCAGGGGCAGGCGGAAGGGAGGAGGGCCCCGCGCUGGUGGUGCUGCUGGGCUGGCUCGGCGCGCGGCAGAAGCACCUGCGGAGGUACGCGGACCUCUACCGCGACCGCGGGGUCGGGUCCGUGCGGUUCGUGGUCCCCGUCCGCGAGCUCCUGGGGCUCGACCUCGGCCGCCGCGUCGAGCGCAGGGUCGCCGACCUCUCCGCCGAGAUCGCCGCCUGGUGCGACGCCGACCGCAGCCGCACGCUCCUCUUCCACACCUUCAGCAACACCGGCUGGCUCGCGUAUGGUGCGGUACUUGAGAAUCUACAAUCAAGAGCUGAUAUAAUUGAGAGGAUAAAGGGAUGUAUUGUAGACUCGGCACCAGUUCUAGAGAUUAGACCAGAGGUCUGGGCUGCUGGUUUCUCUGCUGCCAUGCUGAAGAAAAGUAGUUCUUUAACAGGACCUUCAGCUGACUCCCCUGAUGGAUCUGCUUUGAAUGGUGCCUUGAACAAAGUUACUUCUGUCUCAGAGUUAACGAAACCAUCAUGGGGUGAAACUUUUCUUCUUUCAACCCUUCAAAAGUUCUUUGAGAUUGUCCUUCACCUACCUGAUGUAAACCGGAGAAUGCACAAGGUCCUCUCGGUUCUUUCAGAUAAGCAGCCGCCCUGCCCCCAGUUCUACCUGUACAGCUCCGCCGACAGAGUGAUCCCUGCCGAAUGCGUAGAGAGCUUCAUUAACAUGCAGAGAUCACUGGGGCUGAGCGUCUCAGCACACAAUUUUGUCUCGUCACCGCAUGUGGACCACUACAGGAGCUUCCCUCACCUGUACUCUGCCAAGAUCGACGAGUUCCUGAAGGUCUGUUCCCUAGUUAGUGUAUGA